This is a messenger RNA of Daphnia pulex (common water flea), 466 nucleotides long. Its product is annotated as cytochrome b-c1 complex subunit 7-like. NCBI's taxonomy places the organism in Eukaryota, Metazoa, Arthropoda, Branchiopoda, Diplostraca, Daphniidae. The record is from RefSeq and is a predicted model, not a curated record. Gene Ontology annotation, biological process: mitochondrial electron transport, ubiquinol to cytochrome c. The transcript has 4 exons. Bases 58 to 396 code for a protein of 112 amino acids.
CGGCCUACUGUAGAAUCUUUUUUUAUUCCAGACUUCCAGUCGAAAUUGCGAGAUAACAUGGCGGUCACCAAAGCACCCGGAUUCAUCAACCAACUUCGUGCAUCCUUGGGCCGUUUUGCGUACAACGCAUCAGGCUUCAACAAAUAUGGUUUGAUGCACGAUGAUGUGUUGUUUGAAACCCCUGAUGUUGAAGAAGCUAUUAGACGCUUGCCACAAAAGGUUGUAGAUGACCGAAACUACAGAAUUAUGAGGGCUCUUCAGUACUCUGGUCUGAAGAAAUAUCUGCCCAGAGAACAAUGGACUAAAUAUGAAGAGGAUGUUAAAUACCUGCAGCCCUACCUGCAAGAGGUUAUCAAGGAAAGGCAAGAAAAGGAAUCUUGGGAAAAAUUGUUUUAAUCCAUUAAAACACUUUUAGUACUGUAAAAAAAAAUACUGACUCUGUCGGGAAAUACAAUUAUUAGGUCAA